AUGAAAAUGACUCACGUCAAUAUGGGUGGUGUACCGUUUCAGACUCGGUCUAGUCAGCCGAUUUAUGUACCCGAGUAUUCUCAGGAUGACCUGGAAGAGGAGGAUGAGGAUGAGGAGGAUGAAGAGAAUGAGUUUGAUGAGGAUGAUGUGCAGGACAGUGUUAGGAUGAGUGCGCAUCACAGAAAUACGCCUAUGUACAAUCUUAGUAGUUACCCUCCUCCCCGGUACUCCAGUUGUUCACGGCCUGGUCCUGGCGGUUUACCCUCUCCCCCUACCCCUAUCCCUUCUCCUAUGAGUGGUGACUGGCUCAGUCCACAUUAUAGUCCCUCUUUCCCGCGUCCCGGUCAAUUCCCACAGGGCGGCGGCAGCCAGUCGAGAGUUUCUGAUGAAAUUGAUCCGACUAUAUGGCUAGUGACAGAUGAAGUACCUGGUGGGCCGAAAGAUGGUAGCGUGAUUCCUAGCUUCCUUGGGCAUAUUGCUUAUCAUUUAUGGCAUGGAUACAAUAGACCCACAUUGAAGAUUUUUAAAGGCGAAAAGAUUCUGAAUAAGUUGAAGAUGUGGUAUAAAGAUAUGGAUGAUGUAGUGAAAGGCAAGAUUCGGGGGACUGGAUUGGGUCACCUUGUUCAUACCUCGUAUGAAGAUAUUGAUCUUGGCUUAGUAAAGUGGGAGCCAUUUGGACAUGGCCAACAAGGAAUAGUUCCGAGAACUAUCUACAGUGGGUGGAUAAUGUAUAGGAAUUUGCAGGAGCCAUACAUGUCGGACAGAUGUAUAUGUCAGAUUGGCUACGUACAGAGUAUUCCUCGUUCGCCCAUGUCCCCUGAUGAUGCAUUCCGAGGACCCAGGACUACCCAGUACUUUGUAGAGCAUUCUGCUGUUGACACACUCAGUACUUGGAGGAGAUUCGCGGAGUUAGCGUGUAUUAAUUUGACCAGAUGGCGACCCAAUUUCGGUGACAUCGUAGGAGAGUGUGAGGAUGGGUACCUUGAAUGGUACAGGCAGUAUUCACAUCCAUUUCUGCUGCCGACAACUAACCCAUCUGCAGUCUCUACACCAGCUAGGAGCAGUCAGUGGAUGAAUGAAUUGAGGAAGCUAACGACGGACCUGAUUAAAAAGGUCAAAGUGUCUAAUCGCGAGCUAGCUGACGAAUAUGAUGAGAAGCUGCAGGAUACGAUGAUCCGUUAUUACAAGGCCCCAUGA
Molecule: messenger RNA, 1197 nt
Organism: Oldenlandia corymbosa var. corymbosa
Lineage: Eukaryota; Viridiplantae; Streptophyta; Magnoliopsida; Gentianales; Rubiaceae
Source: the annotation of a GenBank genome assembly